Molecule: messenger RNA, 1743 nt
Organism: Cladophialophora immunda
Lineage: Eukaryota; Fungi; Ascomycota; Eurotiomycetes; Chaetothyriales; Herpotrichiellaceae
Exons: 1
Coding region: 171-1577 (468 amino acids)
Source: RefSeq, a predicted model, not a curated record
UGUGAAUUACCUCAAAACCAUUCAGAUUUCCAAUGUCGGCACUGAGCUCCAGGAGCACAACUCCAGAGUUGUCAACCCGUCAAAGCCCAUUCAAUCAACCUGGCACUCACAAUCCUCAGUUCAAGGCGGUCGACGGAGAGGACGCGUAAUCGGCGGCACUCACCAAUUUGAUGGCUACUGAGGAUGCGGCAAGGAACUUCGAAGUCGAGGAAACCCGGAUCAAAACCCCCGAGGGCACCACACAAGAGGAGGGGAAGCACCAAGCAUGCAGCUGCACAGAGAAAUUCCUUCCGGCGUCAGAUUGGGUUACCUUGUCAGAACGACGAGGCCACUAUAGGCCAUUACAGCCGGGUCGUUUGAGAAACAGCUUGCUUGCCGGAGUUGGAUUUCUCGAGCUGGGAAAUGCAGGCGAUUUUGCCGCCAAUGUCUGGAACCAAGUCCCCGUGAAGAAAUGGGUCGCCGUCCUCAUGGCCCUCGGCGCGACGCUGGCCCUGGUGACCUCGCUGUUUGCUUUUCGGGAUGUCACGCUCAGCUGGCGCAACAUACGGGUGCUGAGGGAGGAAAGAUCGUACCUGAAGCGAGAAAGAGCGCGAUGCCGCGACAACAAGGCCUGCCUCCGGAGCGUGGACGCCAUCUUAGGAGUCAACUUCCGUGAAAGUGGCACUGAGCUGCUGGAUCGGCUUUUCGUGGAUGUGCUCCUGGGUUUUGGUGCCCUGCUGGUCAGUGUCGGAACCUAUAUGGCUAUCGGUGGAGCGAACCCCUCCGUGUUCGCUGCCAGCAACCUGCUAUCAGGCUACAUUGGCAACGCCGCAGGUGCACUCUACGGCCUGAUCAAUGCAGGGUGGUCUACCUACGUUUCAAUUCGAGCAUAUCGACAUCGCUCCGCGGGGCUUGCCAGAUUGGAGUCGGACUUCGCCAAAAGUUUGCUGCGGCGCCGCACCAGCAAAGUGCAGACGCACGCAGUGGUGCUUGCGGUCACCGGUCUUGCUGCGGGAGCUGGAGGUCUCAUUACCGCCACCAUGUGGUGGGGUUAUAUCAUUCUGGUUCCCUGCAUUAUCUCCAACAUCUACUGUAACUGGAUGUGGCGCCACCAAAUCGGGUAUGAACGACCUACAGCUGCCAAAAUUGCCCCAAUCGACCAACGGGCACUAAUCACGGAGCUUGAAUACGCCGCCGUUAUGAGCGACUACCUGGGAAAACGGGAACCUUCAAAUGUUGCCAAAGGUGGCGAGUCUCAUGACCCUACAUCGAUCGUCUCGGUCAUCCAGUUCAUGAUUUCCAUUGAUAUUUUCGAAAGCUUCUGCGUCCGUGCCAUGCGGGAGCGGCCGCUAUCUGCAGCUCUUCUGGAAGCGUCAGAGGGAGACUUGACAAUCUGCGAGCAGACAUUUCUGGAUCUGGACCAAAAGCAUUUGCCCUCGUUGUUGGCAAUCGCGAAGAUGCAUGUCAGGGAAAGGGGUCCAGUACAGUUACGGUACCGAGAGAGAUACCUGCUGGAGACUCUGGGGUGUUACUUGCGGGUCCAAGAUGACACACCGGUUGAUAAAGAGCUCGAUGCCCGUCCGAAAGAACCAGUAUAAUAAAGCCUUUAAUGAGAACCAAGUCUUUUGUUUUUCUUAUCUGUAUCGAGGCAGCUCUAGUGGGCAGACAUUCCCUCCGGGGAAUCGCGGUCCUUCCCCCCCCAGUAUAUUCGUCGCUUGAAGUCACGAAGUUUAGACUAUUAUAUUUUGAAUGCCCUUUCCAGCG